Glycine soja is the source of this 2081-nucleotide messenger RNA. Its product is annotated as laccase-4-like. Gene Ontology annotation, biological process: lignin catabolic process. NCBI's taxonomy places the organism in Eukaryota, Viridiplantae, Streptophyta, Magnoliopsida, Fabales, Fabaceae. The transcript is spliced from 6 exons. Gene Ontology annotation, molecular function: copper ion binding; hydroquinone:oxygen oxidoreductase activity. The coding region runs from base 101 to 1783 and encodes 560 amino acids. The record is from RefSeq and is a predicted model, not a curated record. Gene Ontology annotation, cellular component: apoplast.
GUCAUGCAUGAAUGCACUUAAGCACAUAAUAAGUUAUAAGACAAUUAAUUAAGUUAUUUGACACAAAAGUCAGAAGCUAGGGUGGUGAAGACUCAAUAAAAUGGACUCUUGGGUUAGAAUGCUGUUUCUCAUUGCUUGCAUUGUUCCAGCUUUAGUCGAGUGCAAAGUGAGGCACUACAAAUUCAAUGUGGUACUGAAGAAUACUACUAGGUUAUGUUCAAGCAAACCAAUUGUCACCGUUAAUGGGAAAUUUCCAGGACCCACUCUUUACGCUAGGGAAGAUGAUACAGUGCUAGUCAAAGUCAAUAACCUUGUCAACCACAAUGUCACCAUCCACUGGCAUGGUGUGAGACAACUUAGAACUGGUUGGGCUGAUGGGCCUGCAUACAUCACACAGUGCCCAAUUCUGUCAGGACAAUCAUAUUUGUACAACUUCACCCUUACAGGACAAAGAGGAACACUUCUUUGGCAUGCUCAUGUUAACUGGCUAAGGUCAACUCUCCAUGGUGCCAUAGUUAUCUUGCCAAAGAGGGGUGUGCCAUACCCUUUCCCAAAACCAGAUAAAGAGUUGGUUGUAAUAUUAGGAGAAUGGUGGAAAUCUGAUACAGAAGAUGUUAUCAAUGAAGCUCUCAAGUCAGGAUUAGCACCAAAUGUCUCAGAUGCUCAUACCAUUAAUGGCCUUCCAGGGAUUGUGUCUGUGGCCAAUUGUUCUACACAAGAUGUGUACAAGCUUCCUGUGGAAAGUGGCAAGACCUACCUAUUGAGAAUCAUCAAUGCUGCACUCAAUGAGGAGCUCUUCUUCAAAAUUGCUGGCCAUCCAUUCACUGUGGUUGAAGUUGAUGCCUCAUAUGUAAAGCCCUUCAAGACAGACACUCUUUCGAUAGCCCCUGGUCAAACCACCAAUGCCCUUUUAACUGCUGACCAAAACUCUGGCAAAUACACAAUUGUAGCCUCUACUUUCAUGGAUUCUCCAGUUGUAGCUGUGGAUAACUUGACUGCAACAGCCACAUUGCACUACACUGGCACUCUUGCCACCACUCCUACACUUCUCACCACCCCUCCUCCAAGAAAUGCCACCCAAGUUGCUAACAACUUCACCAAUUCUCUCAAAAGCCUUAAUUCUAAGAAAUACCCUGCAAAAGUCCCACAAAAAGUUGAUCAUUCACUUCUCCUCACUGUUGGUUUGGGGAUUAACCCUUGUCCAUCUUGCACAGCUGGCAAUGGGAGUAGAGUAGUGGCUGCUGUCAACAAUGUGACAUUUGUGAUGCCAACCACUGCACUGCUUCAGGCUCAUUACUUCAACAUCAAGGGGGUGUUCACCACUGAUUUCCCUGGCAACCCUUCUCAUGUUUACAACUACACGGCGACUCCGCCGGCGGCAGCUUGGCAGACCACAAAUGGCACCAAGGCUUACAGGCUGGCAUUCAACUCCACAGUUCAGGUUGUUUUGCAGGAUACUGGGGUCAUUGCUCCUGAGAGCCACCCGGUUCAUCUUCAUGGGUUCAACUUCUUUGUUGUUGGCUCUGGUGUAGGAAAUUAUGAUCCCAAAACGGAUCAAAAUAACUUUAAUCUUGCGGAUCCUGUUGAGAGGAACACAAUUGGAGUGCCUACUGGAGGGUGGGUUGCUUUCAGAUUCAGAGCAGAUAACCCAGGAGUGUGGUUCUUGCACUGCCAUUUCGAGGUGCAUACAACAUGGGGGUUGAAGAUGGCAUUCUUGGUGGACAAUGGUAAAGGUCCUAAUGAAUCACUGCUACCCCCACCAAAAGAUCUUCCAAAAUGUUAGACUUUUCAGUCAUCGAUUGAACAACACACAGACAAGGGAAGGAUACAGAGAAGCUAGGAAAAACAAGAGAAUAAAGGGGAUGGUGGUUAUUUAAUAAGCAGGAUGUCCCACUUGCCUUUUUGAGCUAAUGGGAGCAUUUCUUCACAGUAGGUUGGAGUCAGCAUUUUGGUUUUCUUUGAACAUACACUUUUUUCUUGUUAAAGCGAUUCAGAUCAUAUUCAUAUGUAUUGAGAUCGACCCUGCAUAAUUUGGUUAUUUACUGAAAUAAAUCUGUCACGUACUUCAUCGUUACAUGGUU